AUGCCAGCUCCCGUCGUCAUUGACCUGCUGUCCUCUCCAGAGUUGCCACCAGCGCGUCCAGCUGCAUCAAGACCUGCACCGACUUCUAACCUCUCGAGUUCAGAAGUUACUGGGUUCAUUGAUCUUUCUUCCGAUAAUAUAUCUGCGUCCCUAUUGAACCUAGACCCAAAUCGACUUCAUUCCGCUGUCGCAACCACAAAGAUUGAUUCCAUCUCAACGGGUUCACAGCCCACAUUUUCCAAAAGCAAAGCAGCCCCAGCAGUCGUCAAAGGCCACAAAGACUUUUAUUUCUUGUCGGACGAUUUCGAUAGUACUGUCAACCUCGAUGAUAGUAUUUCCAAGGUAGAAGACGACCCGUUUGCUUCAGAUCCUCCUCUUCCCCCCACCAAAAGGCGACGAGUCUCUGUCUCCCCCAAACCCAUCAAACGAACAUCCGCAGCGUUUAAGAGAACGAAAACGACUGGAUCGGCUGUCGUGGAUGAUAUUACUUUUACAAGCUCCCCGGAUUUCCUUGCGGAGGCAACGAACAGACGAAGGGAGAAAUGGAAGCAAAGCCGACAAGACAAUUUAGAGGAGGACAUAUCUGCUGACAAAGAGAUCAUCAUGAAGCCGAGCAACAUCCAAGGGACGGGUUGGUCUUUCAGUGCCCUUGAUGAGAAGCCCGAAGAUUCGGACGAGGAACUGCCUGAUCUUGCUUCUGUGGCGAAGAUUGUAAAACCAUUAUUCAGAUCUUCGAACUCACAAAAUGCCCUUGACAAAUAUAAUGCGGACAAAGCCAAGGAAAAGGCUGCUAAGGAGAAGCUUGAUAAGGUUAAGGAUAAGUCUGAGAAGGCGAAGGAGAGAACUGAGAAGUCGAAGGAAAAGGCGGCUGCUAAGGAGGUUGAAAAGGAGGAGAAGCGACUCGAGAAAGAAAGGAAGGCCCACGAGAAGAAAUUGGCCACCGAGCUAGCGAAGGUCAAUACCUUGAAGACUGACAAGAAGAUCUCAACGCCAGAAAUGAUCGUUGACUUGCCUUCCUCAUUGAAUUCCAUACUCUUGGAACAGGCCUACAAGAUGCUCCGUCAGCAUGACGUUGAGUAUACCGACAGGGAGAGCGAAUUGCCUGUAGUCAGGUGGAGGAGGAAGGUGGAGGCCAAGUACAAUGAAGAAGCCGGCCACUGGGAACCUACACCACUUCAUAUCCAGCAAGAGAAACACAUCAUGUGUGUGCUCAGCGCUCAGAAAUUAGUACAUCUCAUCACCGGCGCAGAAGGUCAGGAUUUGAAUACCUACACUUUGAGACUGAAAGCGAAAUUUGAGCCGUGCGAGGUCAUCUACUUGGUUGAAGGUUAUAUGGGUUGGAUGAGGAAGAACAAAACACUGCUAAAUAGGCAGUAUACUGCUGCAGUGCGAAGCCAUGUUCAAAGCCAAAACGAAGCUCCCAGCACCAGCCAGCGGAAAAAGAAGAAGGAACCGGAAUACGUGAAUGAAGACUUGAUCGAAGAUGCUCUGUUGAGAUUGCAAAUCCAUCAUAACACCUUCAUUCACCAUACUAACGCCAUGGUUGAAACUGCCGAGUGGAUCCUUAACUUCACGCAGCACAUUUCCUCGAUACCAUACAAAACUCAGAAGGCAUCCCUAGACACCGGCUUCUGCAUGGACACUGGGCAGGUCAAGACCGGCGACGACGCAGCCGAUACUUACGUCCGCAUGCUUCAAGAGGUUUUCCGUGUCACGCCAUCUAUUGCGUACGGAAUCGUGGCCGAAUUCCCGACUUUGCGAGAAUUAGUGAAGACAUUAAAGGCCCAAGGUCCAUUGGCGUUGGAGGACUGCAGGAAAUCAACUAAUAAAGACGGAGCGUUUUCUGAUAAGCGCAUUGGUCCUGCUAUCAGUAAAAAGAUCUACAAAGUUUUUACGGAGUCAGAUCCUGGUGUUUGGAUCGUGUAA
Molecule: messenger RNA, 1926 nt
Organism: Cadophora gregata
Lineage: Eukaryota; Fungi; Ascomycota; Leotiomycetes; Helotiales; Ploettnerulaceae
Exons: 2
Coding region: 1-1926 (641 amino acids)
Biological process (GO): double-strand break repair; replication fork processing; resolution of meiotic recombination intermediates
Cellular component (GO): Holliday junction resolvase complex; nucleus
Molecular function (GO): DNA binding; nuclease activity
Source: RefSeq, a predicted model, not a curated record